AUGGGCAAGUUGUCUGGCUUCUCGGGCGCGCUGAAGGUACAUGGUGAUGUCGAGGUUUUCUUCGUCGGUGAUGUUGGGUGGUAUGACAUCGAGCAUGAUUCUGAGCUUGUUCAUGAUGGCCAUCUGCUGGCCGUGCAGCUGCACCGACAAAAGACCAGUGUCGAUCCCCGUUUACACUGGUCCAGCCUAGGGAAAUCACCGGUUGCCAGGUUUCACGGUUGCCGCGUCUCAUCAAAUCAUCUGUGCGAACAGCUGCCAGCAACGAGUCUGAGCAAGCGCGAGCGCUUCCACAGAGUAUUCCUGCCAGUCCUUUGUCUUAUUACUGCCGGCAGCGAAUUGCUGACAUUCAGGCUGAAGGAAUCUCGAGCAAAAAGGGCUCAGAGCUGCCACAACUACAUAAAGCCAUCUGUACCACUGGCAGAGCAUAACGACUCAGAGCGGAAGCCAGCACGCCCAUUGCCUGUAGAUGCACUUCCAACAGGGGACCGCAUGCGUGAAACCUCAGAAAGCUCUGACGGCUGGUAUUGAGGCAAAAAUGUACACGCCUAUGAGGUGAGUUUUCAAAGCCAUUUUUUGCAGUUCGACGGAAUACUUUAGUCUUUACAGUGGUGUAGAA
Rhipicephalus microplus (southern cattle tick) is the source of this 616-nucleotide messenger RNA. RefSeq lists its product as uncharacterized. The record is from RefSeq and is a predicted model, not a curated record. Lineage: Eukaryota; Metazoa; Arthropoda; Arachnida; Ixodida; Ixodidae.